This is a messenger RNA of Brenthis ino (lesser marbled fritillary), 252 nucleotides long. Lineage: Eukaryota; Metazoa; Arthropoda; Insecta; Lepidoptera; Nymphalidae. The record is from the annotation of a GenBank genome assembly.
AUGUCCUCCAGAUCGAUUCCGGCCACGGCGGCCAAUCUCAUUGAGACUAGCCAACUGCGCAGAAGAUAUUAUAGUGCACAAGUGUACGCGCAGACACAACGUGCACUCUCUAUUCCUGUCACUCUCAUACUCCGGUGGGAUGACACAAGACACGACCGGAGUAUUAAACGAACCUUGGCGCCAAACAUCUACAGUCAACAAUCAAACCACUACACCACUGAGGCAGUUUUUACAACUUUUGCAACUUUACAG